UAUUCAAAAGAAACACAGCCAUCCUGUAAUCGAAAGUUCGGCUCCAAAAUACCUGGAAAACUAAUCAAAUUGCUCAUUAAGUUCAUGCACUCUUUUGCAGAAGCGGGCAUAUUGUUUUUACUAGGACAGCUGCUUCCUCUUUAGCAUGUACAUCAUGUUGAAAUUGUUUUAUGCAUACCACAUUUGGGCAACGUGAAUUUCUGAAAUUUACUUAACACAUAUGAACAACUCUUAACACACUUGUUGCACGGUGGAGCCCGCAGCAGAGCCCUACAUCAAACUCACUUGGGUCACAUGAUAUUUAAUUGACGACCGACUGGCUUCAACCGAGCCGCCAAUGUUGACUCUCAAUUAGGCUCAACAGCAAACUGUGAGUUAGCCGCACUAAAACAGAGAAAUCCCGUUGUUAACGACCAGUCCAAGAUGUCAGGGAACGGAAUAACACCCAGAAUAAGAAUGAUGUUACACCCUGAGCUGCCGAGGACCUACAGCCAGAGCCCUUUUAAUCGGCUCAGCCAUCAGAUGGAAGACAUCUUGGGAGAUGGUGGUAUCCUGAAAGAGGUGAUCCAACCUGGAGAAGGCCCACCCAUCCCACACAAUGCCUCAGUAUCAAUCCAUUUCUCUGCUUUCCUGGAAUACUCUAACCAACCUUUCGACACCAACUGUUACAUAAAGUACCCUCGGAUGAUGAAGUUAGGCAGAGAUGUGACACUGGCUGGUCUGGAGAUGGGUCUGCUGACCAUGAGGAAAGGAGAGUUCUCCCGUUUCCUUUUCCUGCCCCGUUAUGCCUACGGAGAGAUGGGCUGUCCUCCUCUCAUUCCCCCCGAUGCCAUGGUUCUGUACGAGGUUCAGGUCCUCGACUUCCUUGACUCAGGCCAAGUGGACGAGUUUGUUGGACUAAGCGUGGAGGAGCAGAACAGUGCUCCUCUGAACACGCUUCUCAACGUGGUCAGCACGCUGCGCGGCUUUGGCAACCGCUCCUUUAAGCAGAGCCGUUACGAGAGUGCCAAAGAUUCCUAUAAAGAGGCGAAGAUGUUGCUGGAGAACAGGGAAACCAGGAACGAUAUGGAGAGAGAGAGCAUCAGGACAGCACUACUUCCUCUGUACUUGAACCUUUCCCUCACCGAGCUCCGUCUGGAAAGCUCCCACAAAGCUCUGAAAUAUGGCAAAAUGGCCCUGGAAAUUGACACCAACAAUACAAAGGCUCUCUUUCGCUGUGGCCAGGCCUACCUGAACCUGGAAGACUAUGAGAAAGCCCAGGCUUGUCUCAUUAGUGCUCAAGCAAAGAAGCCGUUUGACACUGACAUUAACAACCUGCUGAGGAAAGUAGCCAUGUGCUAUAAAGACAAUUUGGACAGAGAGAAAGACAUGUACUCAAAGAUGUUUAAAGACCUCAAGGGUCCAGUGAAAACAUGAAGAUGAGGUAAAAGUGAUGGAAUACUGGAGUGAAGAACGUGUGAAGUCUCUGAAAGUUCAUUUUCACACCAUAGUGGAAUGAAUGGAAGCCAAAGGCUGGACAAAAGGGAAGGAAAAUUAUGUGAAAAUACAGCUGCUUGCUUUAGCUGAAGAUUAGCAGAAGUUUAGUUUCAGUUUACACACUUUGUAGAUGUUACACCAAACAUGCAAAAUUAUAUGCAUGAUUCUUUAAGUCAGAGUGAUUUUUUCCUGGUUUGUUAAUACUGUUUUUCUCCCUGGUUUCCACUCUGUUUGGAAUGCUGACUAGUUCAAUGAAUAUGUCAAACAAGUUGUAAAAAAAGAUUCUGCUAUAUUCCUACAAGGACUGCUUGUUUGUAAAUGUCCUUAAUAUUCCUUGACUUUCCCUUCCCUCUCAGAAUUCCAUGAUAUCCCAGAAAUUCCAUGCCUGCUGGGAACCUUGAAUAAUCCAUGUUAAAGUAUACUUUGUACAGGACAAUAAAAGACAAUGUCCUUCACUGUU
Messenger RNA from Myripristis murdjan (pinecone soldierfish), 1936 nucleotides. RefSeq names its product FKBP prolyl isomerase 6 (gene fkbp6). The record is from RefSeq and is a predicted model, not a curated record. Gene Ontology annotation, molecular function: peptidyl-prolyl cis-trans isomerase activity; Hsp90 protein binding. The transcript is spliced from 9 exons. Gene Ontology annotation, biological process: spermatogenesis; piRNA processing. Gene Ontology annotation, cellular component: cytoplasm. NCBI's taxonomy places the organism in Eukaryota, Metazoa, Chordata, Actinopteri, Holocentriformes, Holocentridae. Bases 424 to 1416 code for a protein of 330 amino acids.